GGAGUACGGGGAGUAUAAGGGCCACCUGUACGGGACCAGCACCGAUGCUAUUGACGAGGUGCUGAAACGAGGACGGAUGUGCAUCAUCGAUGUUGAACCACAUAGCAUCCAGUCGCUGCGGACGAAGAAACUGAAGCCCUACGUGAUCUUCAUCAAAGCUCCGAGUCCGGACAGACUGAGACAAACCCGGAGAGACGCCCGAACCAUCACCAACUGCACCGUCAACAGAGCAUUCACAGAGGGAAGACUUUGUGGAGCUGGAGGAGGCGUCCCGGCUGAUGGAGGCCAAGUACAAACAGCUGUUUGAUAGCGUGCUGGUGAACGACGACCUGCAGGACGCCUGCAUGCAGCUCUGCUCCAUCAUCCAGGCAGCGCAGCA
Perca fluviatilis (European perch) is the source of this 379-nucleotide messenger RNA. RefSeq names its product MAGUK p55 subfamily member 4-like. The transcript has 3 exons. Lineage: Eukaryota; Metazoa; Chordata; Actinopteri; Perciformes; Percidae. Bases 77 to 307 code for a protein of 76 amino acids. The record is from RefSeq and is a predicted model, not a curated record. Gene Ontology annotation, cellular component: adherens junction; plasma membrane.